AUGACCAAAAAAUCAGCUAACUACUACCUUCUUGAAAAUGAGGAUGAGCCAUAUCGCACAUGCAAAAAGAAAAAUUUUAUUGGAAAAGUCAUGUUUUUAGUAGCAGUCGCUAGGCCUAGAUUUGAUGACGGUGAUAAGGAGAUAUUUUCGGGAAAAAUUGGCGUCUUUCCUCUUGUUCAAAAAGUUGCAGCAAAAAGGUCAAGUAUCAAUAGAGCUUCGGGUACACUUGAAACUAAACCGAUUACUUCUAUCACUAAAGAAGUUAGUCGAAAUUUUCUAAUCAAUAAAGUGUUACCUGCAAUUAAAGAAAAAUGGCCGAGAGAACAUGCAAUGGAAACAAUUUAUAUACAACAAGAUAAUGCUCCGUGUCAUGUUUCUAUUGACGAUGAAGAAUUUCGUAAAGCAGCUUCUGAAGGAGGAUUUGACAUCCGUUUAUCUUGUCAACCACCGAAUUCUCCUGAUUUAAAUGUUUUAGAUCUGGGUUUUUUCAAUGCCAUUCAAUCAUUACAACAAAAGGAAGUUUCAAAAUCAGUUGAUGAACUCAUUGAAGUUGUGCAAAACUCAUAUGAUAAUUUUUCUAGCAAACAAUCUGACAAAAUUUUUCUCACACUUCAAUCUUGUAUGAUUGAAAUCAUGAAAAUUAAAGGAUCUAAUAAUUACCGAAUUCCCCAUAUGAAGAAAGAAGUGUUGCUUAAUCGAGGCAUACUACCUACGCAACUAAAAUGUGACCGAGAGUUAGUUGAAAAUACUUUUCAAUAUUUAAACAGUGAUAAUUAA
Messenger RNA from Lathyrus oleraceus (garden pea), 777 nucleotides. RefSeq lists its product as uncharacterized. The record is from RefSeq and is a predicted model, not a curated record. NCBI's taxonomy places the organism in Eukaryota, Viridiplantae, Streptophyta, Magnoliopsida, Fabales, Fabaceae. Bases 1 to 777 code for a protein of 258 amino acids. The transcript has a single exon. Gene Ontology annotation, molecular function: nucleic acid binding.